AUGUGUGCCAAUAGGGCAUACAGUGGAGCGACUUAUACUCACGGUUCGUGCGCAGUCUCCGGGAGUAGUGGGAAAAUUUCAAUACAGCAUGGUUGUAAUGAUGGGCAAGCAGUGACAUAUACUUCUCCACAUAACGCUGGUAGGCUAUGGAAUAACAAAGGGGACUCAAUGCCACAUGCUUCUCGUAGAGCACAAACGGUAGGAUCCACUUUACCAAGAGAAUCUCGAGGACGGCACACGACAGCGGAUUUAAAAAGCAAUGAGAGAGGCUCGCUCCUCACACAGACUGAUCAACAAACUUCAACAGCCUGUGGUACCUCCCCAACAAAAUUUUUCUAUCUUCUCUUAGAAAAUGUUAAAGGCAGAGGAUCCGAUGAACAUGGUGUUAGAGUUGGGCAAAAAGCUGAUCUUUGCAAGGGGGAACUCUUCCAAAUCUGUGAAAGGUUUACUGAAAAACAGUUAAAAAGUUGCUGCGGAAUUGCCGAGGACGUGAAAGAUGGUGUUUAUCUGCAGUCCAAAAAAGAAAUCUGCGUCGAGGCUCUUGUUCCAUCAGAAUUUGUACGAGAUUCUCGUGUUUGUAAUGGUAGAAAUGAAAUAUCUGAAGUUUCUAAGCUAAGUCUCGAACAGGCGGAAAUACUGGAAGCUGUUGAUUUGAAUUCUCGGCUGGACUUUUUUCAAGAUACUAAUAAUUUUUGCUUUGUUGAAAAGUUGGGAAAAGAGGAUAAAGUUUUGUUCCAGCUGCAGUCCGAACCCUGCCGCCCUCAAGAUAUCGUCUGGUACAACGGUGUUAUUAAAUGGCGUGGUAAACUAGAUGGUCGUAAGGGGGUGUACUUUGAAGUUGAGGACUGCUCGGAGGGAGAUAAAAUGAGGAAAAAGCAGCACCUUGUAGCCGGGAAUCAUAUUCGUUAUCCAACGACAAGUGAUGUUCGUUCUUCAGCACCUGAAGGAUGCGCAUCGAGUACUUACAUGCGGGAAAAAGCUGGAAGACGUUCUCCAAUGCAGGGCGUUUUUAAUGUGGUUUCGCAACUGAGGAUGAGUAGGAUAAAAGACUGGACUUUAGUUAAGAAUGACGUUUGGUUAGCGAAGGGAGAAAUGGGUGCAGAAGAAAUCGUGAUUUAUGUGAUAUUGCACGACCCACGUUGGGUUGUGGGUCUGCAGAGGGCUCAGAAAGAAUUCAAAGAUUUGAGUAAAGAAUCUUCAAGUUCUCAUUUUGAGGAACCUUGGACUAAAGGGAGUGAAGGAGUUAAUAGUGAACGAGAGUGGACUGAAAAUAAAGAUUUAAUAAGGAUUGUAGCUAACCACUGCAAAUUCACCGGGAAGACAUUGACUGGACGUCUCAAUCACGGUGUUCACAAAAAGACAUCCCUGGACAAGCGAGUGAAAAGUGAAACCUCUCAUCCAGCGACAAGUACCUACCUCGGUAAUUCAAUAAUGGAAUCAAAAAACAAAAGUACUACUUCACCUAAACUCUCUGGAAUUAAGUGUGACCAGUCGUUAGACAUUGAAAAGGAAUCUGAUCUUUCCUACUCAACUGCACAUCCCUGGCCAGCAGUUAGCUCAUGGUACACAGUGAAGCAGUUUCAUUCUAAACGUCAUGGUAUUUUACGAAGAGUUUUGAGAUUUCCUGAUCAGAAGAACGAAAUGGCGGUGGUUGAGAUUGACGGUGACUUACCUAAGGGUUGGCAGAAUGCCCUGGAAGUGUGCCGCCAAGGGGAUUUAGUAAUGGAGUGCGAAAAAGAAUUGGCUUUAGUGCCGUUAUACGCGAUUUAUGAUGAUUUAUUGACUGAAAGGGUUGGUGCUACCGUAGAGCCCAUUUUUCAAGAUGGUACCGGCGAGACAGGCGACAAAGUUCCUGAUAGUGGUACUGAAUUGACCCCUUGUCCACCAUCAUCGAUUAUCAGUAAUUUAGUUGGAAAAUGGAAAGGCGUCCAAGGGAAGAAAAACAGUUGUUAUAUGGAUUCUACUAUAUAUGCGAUGUUUGUUCAAAGCACUGCAUUUGACGAGUUGCUGCAGUACGAUAAGAAAUCCGUUAACGACCCGAAAAAUCAGUUCUUGCGUGUACUUGCAACAGAAGUUGUAUAUCCUCUGAGAAAGUUUGCUAUACCCGAUAUUUUGUUUCUUUGUUAG
This is a messenger RNA of Enterobius vermicularis (human pinworm), 2127 nucleotides long. The record is from the annotation of a GenBank genome assembly. Lineage: Eukaryota; Metazoa; Nematoda; Chromadorea; Rhabditida; Oxyuridae.